AUAAUAUCGCGUAAAUAUCUGUGUCUAAAUCUUCAAAAUUAUUUAAAGAUAAAUAAACGCCAUCAUUUUACAAUUAGAGCAUCUAAAGUCUAAGAUUCGAAUUUGUAAAUGAAUUUUUUGCCUUUAUAUCUAACUGACGUAAUUCCAUAUAAAUUUGAUUUGUUUGAACAGAGCAGAUAAACUAUGAAAUUUUUAACACAAUUAGGAUAGUAUUAAUCACUUGGCAACCUUAGCUAAGUCAGUGGUUACGUCGAUUUUAAAAACUCUCCGAUUCGUAUCUAUGAUUCAUAGAUUACAGUGGGUAUCUAUGAAAAAUGAGGAAUUUUGACGAGUAUGGAGUUUGCUUUAUUAUAACUGUAUUGUAUAGUAGUAACACAUUAGUGAAAUGUAUUUUAAUAAUAUAAUAAUGUUGUUUAUUAUAGUUAAAUUCUAAUCUACGCGUUCAAGAAUAUAAUAAGUAUCUUUAGUGGACAUAUAUAUGUCCAAUAUCGUAUAAAAAUUAAAACGGAUUAUCAUAUAAAGCAGUGAAAUAAUGUUUGUGCAAUAUCGGCAUCAUAUCCCAUUAAAUAACAAAAAUGAUGACCACAGCUAAACUUAAGAAUAGUAAGGAAUCAAAGUACAAAUUGUGAUAUUACAAUGUUUAGAAGUAGAAGCUGGUUUGGGGGUGGUUGGGGUCGCCCAAAAAAUCCACAUUCCAUUGAACACUUGAAAUAUCUUUAUAAUGUGUUGUCUAGAAAUCAUACAGUUUCUGAACACAAUAGAGGCUUAUUAGUUGAAACUUUAAGGUCAAUAGCAGAAAUAUUAAUUUGGGGUGAUCAAAAUGAUUCUUCAGUUUUUGAUUUCUUUUUGGAAAAAAAUAUGUUAUCAUUUUUUCUGCGUAUCAUGAGACAAAGAAGUGGUGGUUCUAACUUUGUUUGUGUACAGCUUUUACAAACCUUAAACAUUCUGUUUGAAAAUAUACGAAAUGAAACUUCAUUAUAUUAUUUGUUAUCCAAUAAUCAUGUAAACUCGAUAAUUGUGCAUAAGUUUGAUUUUUCUGAUGAAGAAGUAAUGGCAUACUACAUUUCUUUCUUGAAAACGUUAAGUCUAAAACUGAAUGCUCACACUAUACACUUUUUCUAUAAUGAGCACACCAAUGACUUUCCAUUGUAUACUGAAGCAAUUAAGUUUUUUAAUCAUCCAGAAUCGAUGGUGAGAAUAGCUGUUCGAACUUUAACUUUGAAUGUGUAUAAGGUGGAAGACUCUAGCAUGCUAACCUUUAUCCGAGACCGUACAGCAGCUCCUUACUUCUCAAAUAUUGUAUGGUUUAUUGGAAAGCAUGUCCAGGAACUAGACAACUGUGUUAGAAAUGAUGCAGACCAUCAGUCACAAAACAGACUUGCUGAUCUUGUGGCCGAACACUUGGACCACCUUCAUUAUUUGAAUGAUAUACUGUUACUAAACAUAACGGAUCUGAACCAAGUGCUCGCCGAUCAUCUGCUCAACAAGCUUUUGAUACCUCUUUAUAUUUAUUCGUUAACCUCUCUCCGACACCAUGGAACCCCUGAAAAUCUGGCAAAAGUUCUCAAUCACAAUCUAGGUUUAGGCGAAACUCCGCCCUCCACUUUUGCGGGUACUACCACUCUACUCGAAACAAAUAGUGGAAAAGUAUCUUGCAUAGUCGCGUUCUUUUUGCUCUCGCAAGUGUUUCUAAUUAUCUCAUAUCAACCCGUUGUCCGUACUCUGGCAUGGAUAAUUUUGAAAACGGACAAACGUACGUAUCAAGAAGGGAUUGAUAAGUUACUGGAAAACUACGAGAAUUAUAAAAAGGCAAUUGACGAGGGAAAUACAAAUAGUCAAAUAGAAAUAGCAUCGAACGCUAGCAGUGCGGGAUCUAAAGAAAAUUUAGUAGAAGAGGAGCAAAAGAAUAUAACGGACGAAGAAAAGGAAAAGUUAGCUACAACUCCAAUAGAAACCAACGUUACCGAUAAACCGUUUUUGGAAAUUGUGUAUAAUGCUUUGGACUGCACUGAUAACGACUAUGCUGUUCUGUUUGCUUUGUGUCUACUGUAUGCAAUUGCAAACAACAAAGGAGUAACCUCUGAUCUUCUGGAACUAGUCCUACGUCCAAAAAAGGUUCUCAUUUCGAAACGUUGUACUUCUUCUCCAUCACAAACAGCUAAAGAUAUAAAAUAUUCGUAUAACACAUAUUUAGUGGAAAAACUCCUCCAUAUAGUAGUUUUAGCAUGUCAACCGUCCUGCAGAAUAAGGCUAGUCACUCUGGAAUUAGCUUUAAAGUUGAUAAUUCAAUUAGUAAUGUGCGACGGUAAAAAUGUGAUGAACGAGGCGCAUAAGGUUUCAUUGGAAGCUGCACGGUCCCAAAGCACCGCCCUACUCCGUAAUUUUUAUAAAAGCGAGGAAAUUUUCCUAGACAUGUUUGAACACGAGUAUUGCGACAUGUCUAAAGGCCCUCUGAAUGUGGAGUGGUUGUGUAUGGAUAGUGCGAUUUUGUUACCCCCAACGGGGACACCGAUGACUGGGAUCGAUUUUAUUAAACGUCUUCCAUGUGGUGAGGUUGAAAGAGCGAGGCGAGCUAUACGGGUGUUUUUCCUUGUUCGCGAUACUGUCCUUACUCUGAAUGGAGAAAUGGAAACGGACCUGCCCCUUACUAAUCCUCAGAGCUGCGUUCAGAUCGACACCGCACUGGACCUGAGUAUAGCUCGUUAUAACUCGGACCUUAUAGCAUGUACCGUAGUAGGAAAGGAUGGUCAGAAGAUUAGAAGAUUCCUUGUUAUUGAUAUUAUGCAACUAAUCCUCGUGGAACCAGAUCCGAAGAAGUUAGGAUGGGGUGUAGCUAAAUUGGUGGGUUUCCUACAAGACAUUGAAGUUACAGGAGACAAAGAUGAUUCUAGAUGUUUGCAUAUCACUAUAUACCGGCCGCUAUCGAAUUCAUCUGCCAACAGGGUGCCCCUUUUAUCUGCUAAGUUUGUCUUUGAUGAUAAUAUAAGAUGCAUGGCAGCGAAACAACGUUUAACAAAAGGGAGGAUUAAAGCCCGUCAAAAGAAAAUGCAACACAUAGCUCGACUUCUGGAUAUUCCUGGACAAACAGGCCCUCCAAGUCCUGCAUAUGUCGGCGCAGGACAUCAUCAGUGUCGAGGAAGUGGCUCCCGCCUACUUUUUCAUGCUGGCCGGUUGCCAGGAUUCGUUACUAGACGUGACAAUGGUCCUGGCAUUGCACAUAGAGCUGAUGACACUAUCAGGCCCAGAAGUCCCAGUCGUCACACUGGAGCAAUAAAGAAAGAUGAAAAAACAAAAAAAGAAGCGCAGAGUCGUUCGAGAGAACCUUCUGCAAAUAGAAAUCGGUCCAGAGAAGGUAGUCCACGAAUGCCACGACCUCGUUCAGAAGAAAUUCCUCUCGAGUUGAUCAAAAAAAGCAGAAAUGCCGAGGUAGAGGUCGCGUCAAAAAUUACUAUUGUUUCUAGGCCACAAACUCCAAAGACUGAAGGAGGAGACGUUGCUUCUUCGACAUUAUCUUCAUUACAAACUCAUUCGUCUGAGGAAACGUCAUUUAUUGCUCAGAAUGAUGCUGCUAGGACUUCUACAAGUAGUAGUAGCAAAAAUAAAGGAUUUAUCGAAACGAUAUAAUCUUUAGUGAGUGAAGUGCAUAGUCUGACGACCAACAAAUCUAAUAACGUAAGUAAUUUUAACACGGGAUUGUUGUACAUUAUUUAGCUACAGAAACGACAGUUUUUUUUUAAUAAACAUGUAAUUUAAGAAAGUGCUACGUAA
Molecule: messenger RNA, 3768 nt
Organism: Agrilus planipennis (emerald ash borer)
Lineage: Eukaryota; Metazoa; Arthropoda; Insecta; Coleoptera; Buprestidae
Gene: ema
Product: protein CLEC16A homolog
Exons: 11
Coding region: 637-3624 (995 amino acids)
Biological process (GO): regulation of autophagosome maturation; endosomal transport; endosome to lysosome transport
Cellular component (GO): late endosome; endolysosome membrane
Source: RefSeq, a predicted model, not a curated record